Molecule: messenger RNA, 1122 nt
Organism: Nicotiana tabacum (common tobacco)
Lineage: Eukaryota; Viridiplantae; Streptophyta; Magnoliopsida; Solanales; Solanaceae
Product: thylakoid lumenal 15 kDa protein 1, chloroplastic
Cellular component (GO): chloroplast thylakoid
Source: RefSeq, a predicted model, not a curated record
AAGUGAUAAACAUCAUACGGAUUAGCCACACACAUUUUCCAUAUCAGCAAUCAACCAAGAAAUGGCAAUUCCUAGCGUCUGCUUGUGUACCAAGCUCCCUCCAAAUCCAAAUAAACUUCAGAGUCCUAACCUGUUCUCACUAACCCAUCAAUCUUCUUCUUUCUCUCCACAGGUUUCUCUGGAUUCAGUUGAGAGUUCGAGAAAUGCAUUGGUUUCUUUUGGUGAAUCAAUAUCAAGAGCAAGCUUUCUAGCUCUUCUCUCUGCUUCACUCUUCUUGGCCUCGGAUCCUGCUUUAGCGUUUAAGGGUGGAGGUCCUUACGGUGCUGGAGUGACUAGGGGCCAAGAUCUUACAGGGAAGGAUUUUAGUGGCAAAACUUUGAUCAAACAAGACUUUAAAACGUCAAUACUCAGGCAAGCUAAUUUUAAAGGUGCAAAUUUAAUUGGAGCUAGCUUCUUUGAUGCCGAUUUAACAGGGGCUGAUCUUUCAGAUGCUGAUCUUAGAGGGGCUGACUUCUCCUUAGCAAAUGUGACAAAGGUGAAUUUAAGCAAUGCUAACCUGGAAGGAGCACUUACAACUGGCAAUACAUCUUUCAAGGGGUCCAAUAUAGAAGGGGCAGACUUCACGGAUGUUCCUUUAAGAGACGAUCAACGGGAAUACCUUUGCAAGAUUGCUGACGGGGUGAAUCCAGUAACCGGUAAUGCAACACGAGACACAUUGUUCUGCAAAUAGCCUGCAGAUUUCAGAAUCUAGUAGAAUAUCAUAGGCACGGGGAGCUGCCCCGAGAGUAAGCUCGUAAUAAACCAGGCUCGAGCUCAAUGGCAAAGUACGGAGCACGAAGAUCGAAGUGCUUGCUGAAGAUCGAGACCGAGCAUGACCGACUUCGAGUAAGGCAUAAUAAUGGAAAGGCGAGAUAUUAGCAACCGACCGAAGAUCUCGGCGAAAAUUUCGGAACAUAUCAAAUCAAGUGGUUAUUGACGUCAAUCAUGGGAAUUGUUUUCGUUAUUAGAAUUGUACCUUAUUUAGGAUUCCUCCCCUAUAUAUAGAGGGACCCUAUUCAUUUGUAAGGGGAUUGAUUCACUGAUAAAGAUAUACAAAAAUGCUGCUCUCAAUUUUACUUACUA